Molecule: messenger RNA, 2598 nt
Organism: Pisolithus orientalis
Lineage: Eukaryota; Fungi; Basidiomycota; Agaricomycetes; Boletales; Pisolithaceae
Exons: 6
Coding region: 33-2369 (778 amino acids)
Source: RefSeq, a predicted model, not a curated record
CGUCAGUAGUCACACUCCACCUCAUUACUCUCAUGGUCGACAUAAACCCAAGGCCGCAGAAAAGACUGCGCACGGACCCAAAUCUCGUAGAUUCUCCGGAACAAGCGUCAGAUACACACUGUCCAUCAGUGUUGUUGUCAUCUGCUUCUGUACCACUGUCUCGACCUCCGCCGUCGCCGGGCUUGAAGCCUCUGCCACCCCAUGUGUUACUCCUGGCCUUGCCAGCGCUUCUCUUGCAUCCCCCGGCACACGAAAAAUAUGCCUUGUCCCUUUUCUUGUCUCUAAAGUCAAUACGGUUGUGUUUGCAACUGCCAGCUCUGGCCCCUGACGUGGAGUGCUAUGCGUGGACAGCUCUCGCAGAGGUGGGUAUGCGGGUUAUCAGGAGCGGGUUUUGUAAGACAGCUGAACAUGAUUGGACAAUGGGACUCGAAGAAGAACACCCCAUUCUUAGACAUCUCCGUCACCAUCUCUCGCUACUAAACGCCCACUUUGCAUUUUGGCGAUCCAAUACGAGGUUUGCACGUGCUGUGCUCCGUAGAUUGAUAUCCACCUUCGUUCCAUCGGACCCUCCUACAAUCGUAUAUGCGGCCCAUCUCGCCCUCAUAACCCAGCUUACAUCCUCCCCGCCCGCAUCUCCAUUUUCUCAUGGCAAGGGUGCGGAUUCGUCUGUUUCCAUCCAGCCACAUACGAAUCCUCCAGAAGUACAGGCUGCUCUAACUGCUUUGAUAAACCUCUCAGCAAUCGCUGCACAGAACCAGCACUUCUCGAUGUUGAAGCUAGUCGCCGUGUUGCGCCUACGAGUGUUGGUUGCGGCUGAGAUGUGGGACAUGGUAGGAGAUGCGCUAGAAGGUGCCGAGAAACUGUUGUCGUUGGUUUUCGACGAUGGCGACGGUACUAAGGAAGGUGGUCAGGAACGUGGGAUGAAGAGGGAGGCUUCUGAAUUUUUGACGCGCUCGUACUCGAUAACUGCUCAGGAAGUGCACGAUAGUGUGGCAUCGCAGUCAAGGCCUCAGACGGAGUCUGACAACAAAACAUUGACGGAACAACAGCCACCCGCAGACGUACAGGACGCCGAGGAAGAUCCCUUGACUGCUGCACUUACCGUUCACACGCUUAUGCUCGGCAUCGUCUACCAUACACAUGGCGGACGUGCGCGAGCUACUGAACCUCGCCUGGCUGCCCUCCAUUUUCUAAUGGAUAGCGGUGCACCAGUCGGAGGUGUCGGCUCUGACGGUCUCGUGGAGGUUCCCCUCUCUCCGUGCCCUCCGAUACACCUCCGAGUCAGCCACCCUCGAGUGAUCUUCCUACUUACGUUCCUCAUCUCCGCUGUGGCGAAGCGUGAUCCCGUCGGGCGACGUCCAAAGAAGAAAGUGUUUGCCGAGUCUGGCAUGGUUCAAUGUAAAGCGGGAUGUGAUGAAGAUGGGGGCAGCGGAAUCGAGAUAAAUGUCCCGCCUUGGUCUUCAUAUGGAGAUGUGGAGAAUAUCGAUCAGAGUACGCUCAGGAUCGAAGCGGAUUUGCUGUGCGAACUGGCUGCUGUAAGGCUGCCCUCGUGUCAACUAAACUAUCUCGACACCGUCGUAGCCCAUACCCGGACACAUGGAUUCUUCACGGAAUAUGCGCCCCGCAUAAUGCUCCACUAUGCCCAUCUCGCCCACGGAAUCGGGGACACUGCCCGAGCUGGUACGUGCUACCGCGUUGCUGCUUAUAUUGCCGAUGCAGGACCUAUUGGUGUGGCCAAUGUAAAUACGGGUGGGUUCGUAGCUGCCGCUGCAAGAGCUGGCGAAGCACUUCUCCGUAUCGGGCUUGUUGCUAAACAGGCGGCACCGAAUAUGGCUUCCGAUUCUCCUAUUGUGAUGGGCGAAGAAUCACACGCGCCUUACCUGGACGAAUCGACAAUAGCGCUCACAAAAGAUGCCAUCGCACGUUGUUCAGCGAGCGCUUCCGCACCUCUCCCUGCCCUUGCGGAGCUUCUCUCAGCAGCACUCUCACCUUCUCAAAUCAUUCGAUCCAAAUCGCUUCUGAAACAUGCUCUCGCGCUAUCUGGUUCUGCAGGCGACAAUCACAUGCGUGCACUCGUGCUUGCGGUUGUAGGUGCGCAAUACGUACAUACGGCGCCGGAGCACGCUAUGGAGGUUUUAGCUGUUUGCGAGACGUUAGGUGCGGGUAUGGGUGCGAGCGAGAAGAAACCUGCUGGAACGGAGUCCGAGCCAAGUGUAUGUGGAGUAGGGAAUGCGGCGUUGCGGCUAUGGGUGGGGGAAAGGUUUCUCGAAUUAUUCAAGCGCGCGGGUAAGGAAAAACGGGUACAGAAACAGGGAGAGUUUAACGCGUUGUAUCGAUCUGCAGUCGAUGCUGUUCGGAUGGGUAACUGAUGUAUUAUAGUCAUAAGGGCUCUUUUCGGACUUGGAAGGCGCAUUGCUUGCACUGCUGUGCCACAUAGACGAUCGAUGCUUUGCUAUCUUAUCAAACAACUUCCCCCCUUCCCUUCGCAAUCGCACUCAUUGACAUCUAGGCAUCCGUGAAAGUGUAGGAUAACCGGUUUGGACAUUACGAUCACUAUUGCAUUGGUAGUGCUUACUGCUUACUGUACGGUGGUGGUUU